Molecule: messenger RNA, 2592 nt
Organism: Fonsecaea monophora
Lineage: Eukaryota; Fungi; Ascomycota; Eurotiomycetes; Chaetothyriales; Herpotrichiellaceae
Exons: 1
Coding region: 1-2592 (863 amino acids)
Source: RefSeq, a predicted model, not a curated record
AUGGAUGACGGGAUUGUGGUGAUGCCUGCUGAAAUAGCGGAUUCGGAUGGCGAGUCCGACCUCGCCUCGCCCAUCAAACGACCUACCGCCCACAAAGUCGCUCAAGUGAAUCCACUACCAGGCCUGACCUCAGACUUUCACAUCGAUUUCAAUGAGUACCUGCCUACUCAGAAGCUUUCAUCCUCUGCCUCACUACGCCCGGGCGACUUCAACCAAUUAGAUGGCUCUACGGAUGUCAUUGUUGCCCAGACAGCGACACUCUUUGGGGAAAUGAAGCCAAAGAAGAGAGCUCACACUGCUUUACACGACGGUCUUGGAGAAUUACAACACACGAGACCCAGUGAGAACCCGAAAGUGAAAAGGUCAAAGACGUAUGGCGCAGCAUCCAGGUCUCGCACUACUUCUCACAAUGACAAUUUGUUUGCUCCGCCCCUUGAAUAUUCCCCGGAAUCUGGGUAUUCAGAGUCUACCGAUCAGGAUGGGAAUGCAGCAGUUCAGACAGCGUCGGGCAUAGAUACUAUGUCGCCUCACGUGGGCAUGCCGGUUCUGACCGACACAAGCAACAAUUCUGGGGCAAUCCCGCUUCUCGAACGACCCUUGGCUGACCCGUCCCACUGUAUGACCACUUCGAUGGCCUCGAUGGGACAGUAUCAAUCCAUCAACCUAGACUUCCGGGGUGCGGGUCAGGGCCUAGAUGUCCACACAAACCCGUUUGGAUCGUUGAGCCAGAUCUCCUUUUUGGAAGAACCCAACCAAGCCGGACAGGAAAACCUCGUGAAUUUGGUCGAGGUUGUUGAAGCAAGACAAACCCACAUUGACGAGAGUCGGGAUAUCCACGAGCCAUGGCAAGACGAAUCAUUGCAAAUCUUGUCAGAGUUGUCACCAACAAGGCCGCUGGGGAUUGACCGGGCUCGAACUACUCAGACAGAUGGAACAGCCUCUGCGAAUGGAGACGGCCUCUUCCAAGUAACUGAGAUCACAAACGACAUGCCUGCUCCAGCCAGCACUAGGGAUAUGCCUACAAUGUCCAUGGAGAAGGACUCAGUGGCCAGAAAACGCGGACGCAAAGCGAAGAAUUCUAGACUGUCCAAAUCUCCCGGUCUUGAUGUUAAUGACGAUCCAGACGAUAUGGGUUUCACAAUCUUGGCAAACGCGACCAGAUCUCGCCGGGGAACAAUGGAGUCGUUAUCUCAAGCAUCUCAAACAUCUGCGACAAAUGCUUCCAGGAAGCGAAAGAGAAGGAAAUCAAAUCACAUGGGAGAAGAAGCCGCUACAGGAGAUGGCGAGUCGUCCCCCUGGAAACAGCCAACAAGCGACAUGAUUCUGAGCGACGAAGCCGCGAUUGGACUUCCAAAAGAAGCAUACAAGCCACGACCCAGUCGGUCUCGGUCCAAAAUUGUUGUAGAAGACGAGACGGAACAACAGACUACAGAAUCUCUCCUCAUCAAUCAAACGACAAGCGACCUAAAUCUCAGUGAUGAGAUCAUGAUCGGGCUACCAAAAGAAGCUUACAAGCCUCGUCCCAGUCGGGCGCGAUCCAAGAAGUUUGUUGACGCGGAUGAGACUGUUCUGCUCCCACUGGCAGUUGAAGAUGACCAUCACACCCCAGCGAAGAGCAACAACAGUGUAGAGCAAGAAACUCCUACCGUCAGUGCAGCAAAGCCCAGCACAAAGAAAGGUAGAAAGAGUAAAGUCAAGCGUGCGAAGACGUCUGCGGCGGCCUUGCUCAAGAAAACCGACCCAAUGUUAAGCGAUGGUGAAGAAGAUGUUGUCUGGAUGGACACGAAGCCGGCGCCAGUGAAGCUGGAUCUGCCACCUGACUUGAAGGCGUUGAAGAAAGAGUCUGACAUCCCGAAAAGCGAGCAAGAGCACGGACUCGGACAAGACGGCGAAGAAGCCGAAGAUGCUAAGAGCAACAACAUUACCAUUGAGAUUCCGAACCCUCCAGAGGUUAAGGACCCUGUAGUGGAGCCUAAGAAACGGGGGAGAAGGCCCAAAAAUUUGGGAGAUCAACAACAGGAGCAAACGACCACUGAAGGAAAGGAGGAAGAACGAGAGUCUCAUUCAAGCGGUCGUUCACCACUGGUGGAGAAGUCUAGGAACAUGCGGACCGGUGUCAGCAACGACUUGGUAGAGAAAGACUUGAGAAAGGCACCCACUGUCUCACCCAUCACAUCUCCCGAACCAGAGGCGGAGCCGGAGGCCGGGAAAGGGGCGGUGUUGGAAGAAGACGACACCGAAGCUAACACAGGCAGAGGAAAAAAGGCGAUCAGCACACCAGCAAAGCCGAAGCCAGCUUCAUCGGCGUCGUCUGCAGAAAAGGGACCGACCAAGCACUCUCCCAUCAACCCUCCAAGUUUCAGCGGUUCGGGGAGAAAGACAAUCUACCGCGUCGGUCUGUCUCGUAGGCAAAACAUCCCGAGCCUCUUGAGGAAGGUGGACAGAGACAAGCCGCCGCCGAAGAAUGUGGUGAGGAAGGAGAAGGAAAGUAAGAAGAAGAAAGACAUGGAUGCGGAGAAUGAGGGCGAAGAAGGGGGAGGGCCCGGGGAGAUGAGAGGGCCAGAUGGAAUGCUGAUUGAGUGGGAGUUUUAA